This is a messenger RNA of Drosophila yakuba, 6426 nucleotides long. Its product is annotated as ras-like protein family member 10B. Lineage: Eukaryota; Metazoa; Arthropoda; Insecta; Diptera; Drosophilidae. Gene Ontology annotation, molecular function: GTPase activity; GTP binding. The record is from RefSeq and is a predicted model, not a curated record. The transcript is spliced from 7 exons.
GCAACCACAGACACUGUUACGGGAUCUGCGUUUGGCCAGGACGAAACGAGUGUGGCCAGGACGAAAGGCAGCCAAUGGCUUCGAUUGGGAGCCAGUCAAACAUGGUCCAUCGACGUGAGAUGAACAGCACCGAGAUCCGCAUCCGCCAGCAGAUUCGCAAGUCAGUUGAGCCAAAACCCAAGGCAAAGCCAACCGAACCGGGCCAAUUCUAAGAAAACGCGAGUGUGGUAGUGAAGUGAAACAACCGUGGAUGUGAGUGUGAGGGAUGGUGCCAGUGUGUGGUCUCCCUCCCCCAACUCCCUCCGCCAACUUGAAGUCAGACAUCGACAAAGGCCCACUCCUUUGGUUUUAGUUCUUUUGCUGCUGGCUUGUUAGUGUUAAGGGCACGCAGCAGCUCGUGCGCCAAAAGAAUUACCACGGCUGCAGACACAAACUGCCCCACAUACACACUUGAACAGCAAGGAUAUGUCUGGGGCGAGUGAAAAACGCAAAAAGCUUCAAUUUGAGUAGUUAAGGAGCAGCCAGGACAUGAGUAAAUCACAAAACACAAGCAUUAGGUUGGCCUCUGCCCGAAUUGCGCGUGUGUGUGUUUCCUGGCUUUAUGCAGCACUAGUUACAUAAGCCAUCAUACUUAUCAUCGGCAGCAGCUUCUGAAGACGGCCAAAGGCUUCGGUAUCGUUAGCGCCAGCCAGCUGCCAUCAGAAUGCUAUGAAUUUCGCUCUCAUGAUGGCGAGAAAUAGGGUAGGCAGUAUUGCUCUUCGCAAGAGGAGAGGGUAGGGGUGAAUCCGCUGAUACAGCAAUGCUGAUACCAGCAAUGAAAAUCGCAUUAGCAUUAGGAUGUGAUAAGAUAACAGCUAGGCGCCCAUCAGCUGGGAAGGACAACAGCACUCGCUCUCUCUCCCCCGCAAUUACCACGAACACAACUGUUGUUCAAAUUUUGGAGAACGCAUACGCACAGAUGCACCCGAGUUUGGGGAGAGGGAGGGAAGAGGCUUUUUCAAAAGGCUCGGCCCAAUGAUUCUUAUUAGGUGCCAAGGGUUAUCCCAGAAAUGCAGAGCGCCACAUUGUCCAAUUAGCCAUUGAGAGACAGUUUCGGCGGGGGACUGUUUUUAUUGGGUAAUACAGACAAAGGAAGGCGAUUAGUAACUACUACAUUUAUUUUUAGUUUGGUGAAACUUUUUACGGAGCUGCAUUAUGUCCUGUAAGAGUACGGACUCUGCUUAAGUAUGAAAGAAUUUGGGCAAUUGUUGGAUUACAGACUAAAUUUAAAUAAACAUAUAUUUGCAACCCGAAGGUAAAAUAAUAAUUAACGAAGUACCUUUUUAAAUUAAGUGAAAGUGUGAUAGAAAUUAAUAAAUAUUGAAAUAAAAUAAGUAUUUUGCACCUAUUAAAAUUUGUAUCAUUAUGUGCAUUGCAUAAUCUGCCCCUACACUUAUUGCACAUGUGUAGCAAUGAACUGCACCAAAGAAAGGAAUAAAGUGAACGCAAUCAGAUAUUUUUUACUAGCUGUAGUAGUGCAGAAAUUAAUCUCCCAUUCAGAAAUGGAACUUAUACUUAUAUGAAUUUCUUUACCAAUUGGAUCCCUACUUAAGACGGGCAGUUCUUUAAGGACAUGACUAAUUUCCGCAGGUGGCUACUUGCCAGGCCUGCUGCUCUAAGCAGCGUCAUUUGGAGUCGGAAGUUGCAUGGCUUUCCCAUUUUAGCCACAAGCAGAAGGGAGCUCAUUGAAGAUAACAGCAACAGCUGAACGUUUUCCUCCAGAAGGAAAGCGGCCUCGCGGGGAAAGUGGGCGGAAAAGUGAAGCAAAUGUGGAUAGUCCAGCUCAGCGGGUGGUUGUGUGUGCGUGCUGGGCGUGGCAAAUCGGGGCAGCAGAAACAUGAUAAGGUCUCAGAAUAAAACAUACAUUCGGAAGUACAGAACAUUUGCUUUGCGGUCGAGGAGUUGGGAGGAAUACCGCAAUUAAAUUUGCAUUAGACAAUAAAGACAGAGCGGAGUGCCCACUUGUUGUUGUACUCAGUGUAGUCCCAGCAACUAAUUACGAGAAUUUCGCAGCAGUCGAGCAGAGCGGGAUGGCAAAAACACAAUAGAUAAGCCAGGACUGUAAAUGCUUUUUUAAAAGUGCCAGCCGGAGCAGAACAUUAAGGAUAUUAUGUUGCUGCCAACAUGAACCAACAUAAGCCAACAGCACACCCCGAAAAGUGAACUGAAAAAGUGUUUUCAUCUACAAAGCACAACUAAAAGCGGAGCCAAAAUAAGAAAAUCAUAAUGAUGAUAAAUUAACAGAUCCCAGUAGUUGUUUAUGUUGUGCGAGUGAGAUAGCGAAAGCGUGGGAGGAGCACCGGAAGUGCUAGCAGCAGCAGCAGCAGCAUUUGCACCGCAGCCACAUUGCAGCAGCAGCAACGGCGAAGUCGAAAUAAGUAAAUAAACAAACGAACCAUCUAGCAUUAUCACAAAACGGCAAGUCUCAUUUUUAACCCGGCUGCCUGGCUUCACUUUCGCCUUCUUCACCCAACUCGUCCUCCAUCCCAACCGAUCCCCAAAAGCUGGCAAGCUGGCGUCGUUCAAGCAGAUGAAUAUCAAUAGCACCAUAAGCAAUUACAACAACAAUAUAAUGUGGAGUAGUACUAUAUCGCCAACAAACUCUAAGAAACUGUUGAUCGGAAGCACACGAAGCGUUGAUUAUGUCGGUGAUAGUACGAGGACAGCAGCAGGCAAUAUCAAAACAGGAGCAGCAGCAGCCGCAGGAGCCAAAGGAUCAAAAGCCAAAGCCACCGCCAUCGCAGCCACAACCCCCACAACCAAGAUCUCAAUUGAAAUGGAGCUCCACAUACAAAAUAAGUGCAUCUCGGCAUAGCGCAUCACUCUGGAGGGUGGUGCGGAGCCGCCAUGGCUGCAGGGCCCCCUUAAGGCCGCGUUUUUGGGGGCUACUGGGGUCGGCAAAACAAGCAUACUACAGCAAUUUUUCUACCAUGACUUUCCCAGAACACAUCAGACGACAACGCAUCGAAAGAUUUACAAAAACUGUUUGGUCUGCGACACCUGCAUACGUGAGCUGAUGGUACUGGACGUUCCUCCCCAGAAGCGAUUUCCGGCUGACAACUUCGCUGAGUGGAACAACGGACAUCCGCUGGGGCUGCGAACGGUGCACGCCUAUGUCUUGGUCUACGACAUGGGCAACUUGGAGACCUUUCAAUACUGCCGCUCGAUGAGAGAUCAGAUCUUGGACAGUUUCAGUCAUCGUGAUUUUAGCAUAAUUGUGGUCGGCAAUAAAUUUGACAAUGUGACUGUGGCGCAGGCCAACUCGCAGGAGCUCAAGGAUAUUUCCACUCUGGUGCGCAAACAUUGGCGUUGCGGCUACAUCGAGUGCUCGGCGCAAUAUAACUACAAAAUCGGAGACGUUUUCCGUGAGCUGAUGGGCUGCACCAGCGCGGGAGGAGGAGGCGGCGCCGGCGGAGGCAUGGCCGGGGUCGGUGGCCUGGUUGGCACUGAGUACUCACAAUCAACUAGGAAUAAAGGACGCUGUACAAUACUGUAGCAAAAGUUGCAUAAGUUUUAUAAGCAAACGCGCUGAUCUGGCGCAUUAGAUCCAAGUUAAUUCGUUGCGAGCUACCGCAGCUGGGACACGGUGGCGUAUACGCAAUCUACAGGGAGGAAGCACAAAGACGAAACUGUUGCCCGUUGCCAACGCUUGCUGAUGCAUAUUUUACCAUAUAUUUUUAGUGUCCACACUCCGCACAGCUUCUGCUUUGUUUGCUAUUAUUACAACAUUUUUGUGGCUGUUUCCAUGAGGACACGGUUGGCCAGCACCCAAAUCCCGAUCCUGGCGACAGCUUUUGUGACUCCGCAUUUGCAAUUCAAUGCCGUUAGGUUGCAGGAAGUGCAGUGGUCAUGAAUAUGCAGCGAUAUCCGCAAAGUGCACCCACAAUUGCCUGCAAAAUUUUAUUCCUUUGCGUUUCCUAUUAUCGUUGGCGGUAUUAUUUCUGUCGUGGAUCGUAAGUAGGUAAUUAAUCCCACCAUAAUUUACAAUACGUUUCAUGAAAAACGAAUAACCUUGUUAUAAAAUGAACUAAAGACGUAUAGGAACUAAAGUAGUUGACCUAAGCUAUACACAUAUACUUAAACAUAUAUGUAUACAUUAACGUUGUGAUCAUUUCAAGAAUUAGUUCUUAAGGCACACCGACCCAGAACGUCUACUUAUGUCAAGUAAAAUCAAGUAUUCGAAACGGGAUAACCAGAAAUAUUUAGCUAUAGGACUACAUACGAGUAAGAGCAAUUUAAUAAAAAGCCCUAAGUGAUUGAAAAGCGAUUGAAGGCGGUAAAAUCAAACAGUUAUAAUCAUCCCAUAAAAAACCUUAACAGGCCUUCUCUAUAAUCCAUAAAUAUAAUUUGCGCACAAGAGCAAUUGGACGUCCUUCGAAAAGUACUUGAAAUUAUUUACAAUUAUAAUUUGUCUAUGUUUCGACAUCGAGGAACCGUGAUCCAGAAGCCAGAAGCAAAGACUUCAUAGAACAACACCUUAGAGUAAAGUAAGAUUACAACUCGAUUGAAGCGCACAAAAACCGAGGAUUCUGAUACCAUCGCAUUCUCGAAGCUGUCACACCCCAGAUUAAUGAUCGAAAGCAACAUUUGGGUAGAGUAGUAUCAAUAUGGCCGAUCUAUUAGAAAGGUAUUGAGACACCCUACCGUACUAUCCACAGUCAAGUUAGUUAGGUUCUGUGCUGAUCUACGAAACACGUACAUACAAUUCUGAUCUCUUUCUUUACCUCAAGAAAACAAAUUACUCAAAAGAAAAGCAAUCAAGGCUGACUUUGUACAUAGGGAUUUCAAUGAAAGAACUUGGCGAAAAGCUAUGGAAACCGACUUUUACAGCAAUAUAAGUAAGCUCUAACUGAUGCAAGGUAUUUAAGUGGGCGCACUGCCAAGAUUGGUUACACUCUUAGUUGAGUGCUCGGCUUAUAUUCUAGGAAUAGCUGAGGUAACAAGUAUCUUAAAACAAUUUUACGGCAUUACUAUACUUCAAGGUUAAGCAAUGGAAAGUUAAUAAUAAUACAAGGGGACUAGCCCAUUAUUGUUAUAUACACUAUUAUUAUACAUUUGGCGGCAUUAAGUUGGAGGGGGUAAGAUUUCAAAGAUGCUUCGUUUUAGGAUGUCAUUAGGAAAAUUUGUAAUGUGCUUAUUUUAUGUAUUAACAACGUACAAAAUAAGGUACACAUAACCAGUUGUCUACUCCUCCUACAUAAAUAAUGUGUCUUGCGUCAAAUAUAAAUUAUAUCUCGUUUAAUGAGAAAUAAAAUUUCCUUUGUAAUAUUUUUUAUAUUUAAAUUUUUGUAUAUUUUUUGUGGCACUUGAAAGUCAAAAUGUCAAAUAUCUUAAAUAUUUUAAUUUUUUUUUAAUAUAAAAUUUUACUUUUUUACAACAUGGAUGAUUCUGGUGCAAGGAUGUUCACCGACUUCAGAAAUAAUACAAAAGCGCGGUCAUCCUUGUAAAAACUUUGCUGCUGGAGUUUGCUUAAACUGCUGUAGCUUUGUUAAUUUUACACAAUAUUCUUGAAAAAUAAAUAAAAUUAAAAAACAUUACCAUCUCCGUAAUAAAGGAUGAGGUGUCUAAUGAUAUAAGCAGCCUAAAAACCGGGAAUUUUCAUACUGUACCCAUUACCGAACUGAAACCAACUUGAGAAAUGUGUUUAUGAUAUGCCUCUAUCCAAACUGAAACCCCAUUCCAAACUUGCAUUACUCUUCGCAUGUAAGCAACAAAAAGUCCGAAGUAGACAUACUUAUAUAAGAUACCUAUAUAUACACAUAUUUAAAUGUAACGAUAAUUGUACUAGUUUGGUUCAGGUUUUACUUUGAUUUCCAACUUUACGGAUUCGUCAAAAUGGCUGUUAAUUUUUGAGAAAUAAAAUGCUAACGCAAAACAGUUGAGAGUUAAAAAAUGGUUAAGCAAGGACAAUUGUUGAAUUAUUUACAUUCAAGCAACGCGAAGCCCGCGACAAUUUAAAAACAGGAGAAUGUAGUGUAGCAAAUAUAAUAAAAUAUAUACUACGAAUCAAAUGCUUCAACUGCUUGUUGUUUGUUCAUACCAUUCAAACGUAAAUAAAUUUAAGUGAAGCCGCUAGGUUUAGAUAAAUAUUACCAACGGCGUAAGGCGGUCAUGAUCUCUAUUAUUUUUUUUAUAAUAAAAGGCAUGACGCUAAUGCAAGUAGACAAACAUUGUUAAUUGGACAGAGUAGCAAGAGAAACGCACCGAACAAAAUGUUAAGCAAUCGUUUAUAAAAUGCCGCCGGAAACGGAAGCUGACAAGUUGUACUUAGUGUAGAACGCACAACGAUGGCGUAUGUUCGACGACAACCGUUAGCAAAGUAGAUAAUGUUUUUGGAAAAUGCGCUCCGGCGCUGAUAAUAAAAGAAGUGAUAUAUAAAAAAUAAAA